AUGGGUUGUGGUGCUUCGGUGGAAGAUUCUUCGGUGUCAGCUUCACCAACUCCAAAUCAUUCAAAUGAUCGACACAAUCGUCUCUCGGUUGUUUCACUUGGUUUACCGGGACAAGACGAGGAUGCAAUGUCAGCGUCAAGUGUCCCUUCAAUGGAACCACCACCUACAAUGCCGUCAACAGGUUUUGGCGGAGAAGAGGAGAAAAUCUGUAACACUGAAUUGAGAAUUAAAUGGAUUGUGCGAAAGUUGACCGAGCAUUUCCCCAUUCACGAGGAACCGCAAUGGAUCGCCGAGCGACUGAAUCGCAAAACGUCUACAGAAAUCGAAUCUUCUACCGUAAUCCGGAUCACACUUGCCUGGGAAUCUGAGGAUCCACGUUUGCCAAGAUCUGUGGUUUUAAAGAUUCCGCUCGCCAAAGAGGCUCGAGAAGACGAAAAAGGCCGAUUUUACUAUACUUUAUUUAAGAGAGAAUGUAAUGCUUUUGAUUGGCUACAACACGUCAAAGAUUUCUCGACCCCAAUAAUUUAUCAUAUAAAGAAACACGGAAACGAGGAUGGUGGCGGAUGUAUUAUAAUGGAGGAUCUCGGCGAGCGGGCACAGCAACAAGACGAGAAGAAUGGAUUGGGGAUAGAAAAUGUGGGUGAUUUGCUCUUCCAGUUGGCUCGACUCCAUGCUCAAUCAUGGCGUGAUAAACAGUGGACAACGAUGAUAGCCGACUUGCCAGUAUCGUUUUUUUCGAAUGAGGCUGGAAGUUUCGCUGAUGUCCUUGAGUAUUUCACGACGAAGGGCGCAGAUCCAAUGCGGCUAAAGAAAAUCGAGAAAUUCUUCGCUGCUUCCUAUCUAGAGAAUACAGUGAACGAGUCAUGUGAUGAGUUGAAAGUGGCAAAGGUAUUGGUACACGGAGAGCCGUUCUCAUCAAAUAUCUUCGUCGAUAUCGUCGACACCGAUCAUCAUCCAAUCGCCGGCAUUGUCGAUUGGACAAGUUGCCAUGCGGGAUGUUUUGGAGAAGAUCUAGCAAAAGCGAUUUGCUGGAAUUUGAAUCCCAGAGAACGAGCGACACAAACCUCUCAACUCCUUCAAGCAUAUCACUAUCAAUUGGUGCUUCAAAGUGGAAACGCGUCGAUUACAAGCGAGCAAGUCCGAGCCGCGUACGAGAAAUUUGUGCCCGUUGCCACUGUGAGCUUUGUUCACAAGGUGAUGGUUUUACGUGGGAAAAGUGAGCCCGAUGCGUUGAUUGAACGAGCCAACAGUCUCAUAAAUCAGGUUUACAACACCGUUCGCAUCAACGAGGAGCUCAUCGAUGAUGAUAAAAUGAACAAUAAUAAUUGGACUUCG
Messenger RNA from Mesorhabditis belari, 1335 nucleotides. Lineage: Eukaryota; Metazoa; Nematoda; Chromadorea; Rhabditida; Rhabditidae. The record is from the annotation of a GenBank genome assembly.